Molecule: messenger RNA, 402 nt
Organism: Corapipo altera (White-ruffed manakin)
Lineage: Eukaryota; Metazoa; Chordata; Aves; Passeriformes; Pipridae
Product: histone-lysine N-methyltransferase EHMT2-like
Exons: 2
Molecular function (GO): p53 binding; histone methyltransferase activity; protein-lysine N-methyltransferase activity
Source: RefSeq, a predicted model, not a curated record
UUUGGGGUCCCCGAGAUGGCUCUGGGGUCCCUGAGAUGUUUUUGGGGUUCCAGGGGGGAUUUUGGGGUCCCUGAGAUGUUUUUGGGGUCCCUGGGAGUGUUUUUGGGGUCCCCUCACCCCCUUUUCCCCCCCAGGUACGUGGGGGAGCUGAUUUCGGACGCCGAGGCCGACGUCAGGGAGGACGACUCGUACCUGUUCGACCUGGACAACAAGGACGGGGAGGUUUACUGCAUCGACGCCCGUUACUAUGGCAACGUGAGCCGGUUCAUCAACCACCUGUGCGACCCCAACAUCAUCCCCGUGCGGGUGUUCAUGUUACACCAGGACCUGCGCUUCCCCCGCAUCGCCUUCUUCAGCUCCCGCCACAUCCGGCCCGGGGAGGAGCUGGGGUGGGCCCGGGGG